This is a messenger RNA of Cyphellophora europaea CBS 101466, 1236 nucleotides long. RefSeq lists its product as uncharacterized. Lineage: Eukaryota; Fungi; Ascomycota; Eurotiomycetes; Chaetothyriales; Cyphellophoraceae. The transcript has a single exon. Gene Ontology annotation, biological process: glycolipid biosynthetic process. The coding region runs from base 1 to 1236 and encodes 411 amino acids. The record is from RefSeq and is a predicted model, not a curated record. Gene Ontology annotation, cellular component: plasma membrane; lipid droplet; mitochondrion.
AUGUACGACAUCGUCCUUCUCGGCGCGACUGGGUACACCGGCGCCCAGGUCGCAAAGUAUCUCGCUACCCACUUGUCCGAGACUCACUCAUGGGCGAUCGCAGGGAGGACGAGCAGCAAGCUGAGGAGACUGGUCUCGUCAUUGCAGCCCUGGCACCCAACGCCUGCAAUAGAGGUCGUUGAUCUCGACGCGGACAGCCUGCUGGCGUUGGCGAGAACAACGAGGGUCCUGAUCAACGCCAUCGGCCCAUACAGUCGAUAUGGCGAGCUAGUGAUUGCCGCUUGUACCGCCGCGGGUGUCGGAUAUGUCGACUUCAGCACCGAGACUCCGUGGAUCGCCGAUAUGAUCGCCAAGUACGGCAAGGUCGCUGACGAUACAGGUGCUGUCAUCAUCCCAGCCAUUGGCAACAUCAGCUCCCCGUCGGACCUGCUCGCAUAUGCGCUCGCGUCGUACUUGUCCAAAGAGCACGGCGUGCCCACCGAGAAGAUCGUGAGCUCCCAAGAGCUGGUCAUCAACGGCAUGUCUUCAGGGUCGUUGUCUUCACUCCUGGCCGUGGCGAGCAAGUAUGGCGUGGAGAACUACCUGCGCCCGAACCCUCACCUGCUCACAGCGGAAAGCUCUCCCACAGAGGCGUCGGUACAGCCCGUUGUUGUCCACCACCCAACACUAGGCCACCUCACACGCUCCGUCAGCGCGCCAGGCAACAUCGCUGCGGUGCACAGAUCUGCUCUCCGAGCACCAGAGCUGUUCUCCCCAACCUUCACGUUUCAAGAGUGGAUGCCCGCCAAAUCUCGCUUCCAGGCCAUCCUCGUCAGCUGCCUCACCGUCUUCGCAUUUCGCCUCAUCAGCUUCCGUCCCGUGCUCUACCUGCUGCAGCGUUUCCUGCCGCAACAGCCGAGCUCGGGCCCGCCCAAAGAAGCCGGCGAAGGGGAAAGCAUUGAUGUGAAGGGCAUCGCCACCAGCGCCCAAGAUCCAGAUGGGGCACGAUAUCAGGCCGUAGGCCGCUACUCGUACAGGGGCUCAAUGUAUUUCCACUCGGCGAUGCUGGCGGCCGAGGCUGCUAUGGCGCUGGUUGAUGAGAUGCGUUCGGACGGCGAUGCUGAUGGGAAGCUGAAGCCGACGACAAGGGCGAGAGGGUUUCUGACGCCGAGCUACCUCGGUAGGCCUUUCAUUAAUCGUGUCUGCGCCGCUGGCGUGCAGUUUGAGAUCGAGGAAGGGACGAGGGACAGCAUAUGA